This is a messenger RNA of Chionomys nivalis (European snow vole), 1479 nucleotides long. RefSeq names its product gap junction protein alpha 10 (gene Gja10). Lineage: Eukaryota; Metazoa; Chordata; Mammalia; Rodentia; Cricetidae. Gene Ontology annotation, biological process: cell communication. The coding region runs from base 1 to 1479 and encodes 492 amino acids. The record is from RefSeq and is a predicted model, not a curated record. Gene Ontology annotation, cellular component: connexin complex. The transcript has 2 exons.
AUGGGGGAUUGGAACUUACUAGGUGGCAUCCUAGAGGAAGUUCACUCCCACUCAACUAUCGUGGGGAAAAUCUGGCUGACCAUCCUCUUCAUCUUCCGGAUGUUGGUACUUGGUGUCGCUGCUGAGGAUGUCUGGGACGAUGAACAGUCCUCCUUUGCCUGCAACACCCAGCAGCCGGGUUGCAACAAUAUCUGCUAUGAUGAUGCUUUCCCCAUCUCUUUGAUCAGAUUCUGGGUUUUGCAGAUCAUCUUUGUGUCCUCCCCUUCUCUGGUGUACAUGGGCCACGCACUUUAUAGACUCAGGGACUUUGAGAAGCAAAGGCGGAAGAAGAAGUCACACCUUAGGGCCCAGAUGGAGGACCCAGAGCUUGACUUGGAAGAGCAGCAAAGGGUAGAGAGGGAGCUGAGGAGACUCGAGGAGCAGAGAAGGAUUCAUAAAGUCCCUCUGAGAGGAUGCCUGCUGCGUACUUAUGUCUUACACAUCCUGACCAGAUCUUUGCUAGAAGUAGGGUUCAUGCUAGGCCAAUAUAUUCUCUAUGGGUUUCAAAUGCACCCCCUCUACAAAUGCACCCGACCCCCUUGCCCCAAUGCGGUGGACUGCUUUGUAUCCAGACCUACAGAGAAGACCAUUUUCAUGGUCUUUAUGUACAGCAUUGCUGCCCUCUCCUUGUUACUCAAUAUCCUGGAAAUAUUUCAUCUGGGCGUCAGGAAAAUCAUGAGGGCACUUGAUGGCAAGUCCAGCAGUGAGAACACUGAGCAUGAAGCAGGCCUUCCGUUCCAUUCAACCAACUACUCGGGGGCCCAGCCCUGUAUGGUUUGCUCUUCUUUACCAGAAAGAUUCUCCCUACUUUCAGCCAACAAUAAACAGCAGGUCAUCCGAGUCAAUAUACCAAGGUCUAAAAGCAUGUGGCAAAUUCAACACCCCAGGCAACAUGAUGUGGAUGUCUCCUGUAGCAAAAGAGACUGGGCUGAGAAAGUUGCAAACAGUGGACAGCUCCACGUCCACAGCCCUUGUCCCCACGAUGGCAGUGCCAGAAUUCAGCACCCAGGACAGCAACCAUGCCAGUCCCUCUUUGGCUCAAAGAACGCAAGGUCUCAGUCCUGGGUAGGUACAAUGAUAGCUUCUCCCCACUGCCCACCAUCUACAUUAGGCACCUGGGAGCGAUCCCAGGGCCCAGAGGCCUCAGGCAAACCUCUUGCAGAUCUUCAAAGUCACUUCCAAGGCAGCGAUGGCAGUGCGCGAGAGAGUGGGGUCUGGGUAGACAGACUCGGCCCAGGCAGUCGCAAGGCCAGCUUUCUGUCCAGGAUGCUGUCAGAAAAGGGACAACUGCACAGCGACUCAGGAAGCUCAAGGUCUCUGAAUAGCUCCUGCUUGGAUUUUCCACAAAGGGAAAACAGCCCUUCACCUCUCCCAUCAACCACUGGGCACAGAGCAUCCAUGAACAUGCUUCUAGAACUUUCAUCUAUUAUGAAAAAAUAA